AAUGUAGGAGUUAACAGAACUUAAGAACUUAGUUAUAUAAUCUCUGGAGGCUAAUGGAUCUCUGGCCAAGAUUAGAGCUUAGAUAAGAGCUUCAGUCUUUAAUGUAGUUGAUUAACAGGAAGGCAAUAAUAAAAAACCAUCUCCAUUUUUUUGGGAAAAUAACAAGGCUUAAACAAUUUAUGAAUUAGGAUGUGGAAGAGACAUGCUAGAAUUAAUAAAAGAGUUUUUGUUAUUUUUUGAAAUGCACUACACCAACUCUAUUUUUUCAAGGUAUUAUCUAAUCUAUACAAUAAUAGCGAAAGCAAUUUAAGAGAAGAUAUAAAUCGUGAUUAGAUUGCUAAGAAGUUGAAUAUAGAUGCUACUGAUUCUACAAAACCAUUGCUAUACUUUUUGUUAAAAAAUAGAUAACCUGAAAAAAAAUCGUAAUUUUAAAUUUAUUUUAUUUUAGAGAGGAAAAGUAAUAACAAUAAAAAAUUGCACAACCAUCACCUAAAGAUAUUUAAUUAUAGCAAUAAUAAUAAUAAUAAAAAUUGCAAGAUCAAAAGGUUCAGGAAUAAAAAAGAUAAGAUGAAAUAAAAAAAUAAGAGGAAUUAAAAAAGUAAGAAGAACAAAGAAAGCAUGAAGAAAAUAGAAAAUAAGAUGAAUUAAGAAGAUAACAAUAAUAAUAAGAAGAGUAGAAAAAACUUGAAGAAUAAAAAAAAGAAUAAUAAAGAAAGCAAUAGGAGGACCAAAGAAAAAUGGAAGAACUUAAGAAAUAAUAAGAACAAUAAAAAUUAGAAUAAUAGAAGUAAGAAUAGCAAAGACUAGAAUAAUAAAAGUAAGAUUAAUAAAGAAAAGAAUAAGAAAAGAUGAAAGAGUAAUAAAAAUAAUAGGAAUUACUUAAAUAAUAAUAAGAAAGAGAGAAACAAGAGGCAGAACAAAGAAAAGGUUAAGCAAAGAAAUUUGAACAUAGAAAUUAUGAGGAUGAAAAGUUUGAUAACGAUGAUAUGGAAGAAUAAUUAGAGGGAGACGUAUCAAUAUUAUAUUAUCAAAGGAUCUAAGAGAUUCUUAAUUGUAAUAAGAUUAAUUUUAAGAAUCGGAUGAAUACAUGUAAUAAUCACAAUCAUAAGGAAUUGACAUGACUAUUGAUUCUGCUGCAUUAGAAGAGUUUGAUUAUUAUGAAGAUAUCGAAGAAAUGGAUUGA
Molecule: messenger RNA, 1183 nt
Organism: Paramecium octaurelia
Lineage: Eukaryota; Ciliophora; Oligohymenophorea; Peniculida; Parameciidae
Source: the annotation of a GenBank genome assembly